Molecule: messenger RNA, 2130 nt
Organism: Insectozyma verbasci
Lineage: Eukaryota; Fungi; Ascomycota; Pichiomycetes; Serinales; Debaryomycetaceae
Source: the annotation of a GenBank genome assembly
AUGUCUGGUGAAAAAGUUGAAACUCAUGAAUUUACAGCUGAGAUUUCUCAGUUGAUGUCAUUAAUUAUUAACACUGUUUAUUCAAAUAAAGAAAUUUUUUUAAGAGAAUUAAUUUCAAAUGCUUCUGAUGCUUUAGAUAAAAUUAGAUAUCAAGCUUUAAGUGAUCCAUCUCAAUUGGAAACUGAACCAGAAUUAUUUAUCAGAAUUAUUCCUCAAAAAGAUCAAAAAGUUUUGGAAAUUAGAGAUUCAGGUAUUGGUAUGACUAAAGCUGAUUUAGUUAAUAAUUUAGGUACUAUUGCUAAAUCUGGUACUAAAUCAUUCAUGGAAGCUUUAAGUGCUGGUGCUGAUGUUUCAAUGAUUGGUCAAUUUGGUGUUGGUUUCUAUUCAUUAUUUUUAGUUGCUGAUCAUGUUCAAGUUAUUUCAAAACAUAAUGAUGAUGAACAAUAUAUUUGGGAAUCAAACGCUGGUGGUAAAUUUACUGUUACCUUGGAUGAAAAAAAUGAAAGAUUAGGUAGAGGUACUAUGUUGAGAUUAUUCCUUAAAGAAGAUCAAUUGGAAUAUUUAGAAGAAAAAAGAAUUAAAGAAGUUGUUAAAAAACAUUCAGAAUUUGUUGCUUAUCCAAUUCAAUUAGUUGUUACUAAAGAAGUUGAAAAAGAAGUUCCAGUUGAUGUUGAAGAAGAAGAAGCUAAAGUUGAAGAAGAAGGUGACGAUAAAAAACCAAAAUUAGAAGAGGUUAAAGAUGAAGAAGGUGAAGAUAAAAAAGAAAAAACUAAAACUAUUAAAGAAGAAGUCACUGAAACUGAAGAAUUGAAUAAGACUAAACCUUUAUGGACUCGUAACCCACAAGAUAUCACUCAAGAAGAAUAUAAUGCAUUUUAUAAAUCAAUAUCUAAUGAUUGGGAAGAUCCAUUAGCUGUUAAACAUUUUUCAGUUGAAGGUCAAUUAGAAUUUAGAGCUAUUUUAUUUGUUCCAAAAAGAGCUCCAUUUGAUGCUUUUGAAUCUAAAAAGAAAAAGAAUAACAUUAAAUUAUAUGUUAGAAGAGUUUUUAUCACUGAUGAUGCUGAAGAAUUAAUUCCAGAAUGGUUAUCAUUUAUUAAAGGUGUUGUUGAUUCAGAAGAUUUACCAUUAAAUUUAUCAAGAGAAAUGUUACAACAAAAUAAAAUUUUAAAAGUUAUUAGAAAGAAUAUUGUUAAAAAAUUGAUUGAAACUUUUAAUGAAAUUUCAGAAGAUCAAGAACAAUUUGACAAAUUUUAUACAGCUUUUAGUAAAAAUAUUAAAUUGGGUAUUCAUGAAGAUUCUCAAAAUAGACAAGCUUUAGCCAAAUUAUUAAGAUAUAAUUCAACUAAAUCAACUGAAGAAAUGACUUCAUUAUCAGAUUAUGUUACUAGAAUGAAGGAUCAUCAAAAAAAUAUUUAUUAUAUUACUGGUGAAUCAAUUAAAGCUGUUGAAAAAUCACCAUUUUUAGAUGCAUUAAAAGCUAAAGGCUUUGAAGUUUUAUUUAUGGUUGAUCCAAUUGAUGAAUAUGCAAUGACUCAAUUGAAAGAAUUUGAAGAUAAAAAAUUGGUUGAUAUUACUAAAGAUUUUGAAUUGGAAGAAACUGAUGAAGAAAAAUCACAAAGAGAACAAGAAAUUAAAGAAUUUGAAUCAUUAACUAAAGCUUUGAAAGAUAUUUUAGGUGAUCAAGUUGAAAAAGUUGUUGUUUCAUAUAAAUUGGUUGAUGCACCAGCUGCGAUCAGAACUGGACAAUUUGGUUGGUCAGCAAAUAUGGAAAGAAUUAUGAAAGCCCAAGCUUUAAGAGAUACAACAAUGUCAUCAUACAUGUCAUCAAAAAAAACUUUUGAAAUUUCACCAAAAUCUCCAAUUAUUAAAGAAUUGAAAAAGAAGGUUGAAACUGACGGUGCUGAAGACAAAACAGUUAAAGAUUUAACUACAUUGUUAUUUGAUACUGCUUUAUUAACUUCAGGUUUUACAUUAGACGAACCAUCACAAUUUGCUCACAGAAUUAAUAGAUUAAUUUCAUUAGGUUUGAAUAUUGAUGAUGAUACUGAAGAAACUGCCUUACCAGAAGAAACUACAACUGCUACAACUGAAGAAGCAACUGGUGAAUCUGCUAUGGAAGAAGUUGAUUAA